Molecule: messenger RNA, 666 nt
Organism: Strongylus vulgaris
Lineage: Eukaryota; Metazoa; Nematoda; Chromadorea; Rhabditida; Strongylidae
Source: the annotation of a GenBank genome assembly
AUGAGCAUUCCUGAAGGUGAUUACGAAAAGGGGAAACAGAUCUAUAAGCUACGUUGCCUACAGUGCCAUACUAUAAACUCUAUGGCUGCAAGGACAGGUCCUUCCUUGAAUGGAAUAAUGGGCAGGGCUAGCGGUGUUGUGCCUGACUACACAUAUUCAGAGGCAAAUAAGAAGAAGAACAUUACUUGGACGCGCGAGACAAUGUUCGAAUUCUUAGCCAACCCGAAAAAGUUCAUGCCUGGAACGAAAAUGGUGUUCCCAGGGUUGAAAAAACCUGAAGACCGUGCCGAUCUGAUCAAAUACAUGGAAGUUGAAGGUGCCAAGCCCCCAUCGUCAACUAGUGUUCGAGAUAGGCGCGGAUACACCGUAAUCUACGACGCCUCGGCACGAUCCAAUUCACCCACCUCAGUUUUCUUACCAAUGCGCCAAUCAAUCGCGGUGCUCGCGGUGGACAUGAAAAAGCUGCUUUUUUUUAGAAAAAAAUUACGAACGAUCGGUUCUGCUCUUAUGGGAAGGCGAGAGCUGAAAAUAGAAUUGCAAACUUUUAUCGAGUUAGGGACAAAGCCUUCACACGCCAAUGUGCCAACGCACGCCGUUUUGUAUCGUUUAGCAGAGCAGUCAUCUGCUAAUUUUGUGCUACCUUCGCAUCAAUUUGGAGCUAGUUAA